Messenger RNA from Linum trigynum, 402 nucleotides. The record is from the annotation of a GenBank genome assembly. NCBI's taxonomy places the organism in Eukaryota, Viridiplantae, Streptophyta, Magnoliopsida, Malpighiales, Linaceae.
AUGGGUUUCAAGAGGUAUGUGGAGAUUGGGAGGGUGGCGCUCAUCAAUUACGGGAAGGAUUACGGAAAGCUCGUGGUGAUCGUCGAUGUCGUUGAUCAGAACAGGGCUCUUGUUGAUGCUCCAGAUAUGGUGAGGAGCCAGCUGAACUUCAAGAGGCUUACACUCACCGACAUCAAGAUUGACAUCAAUAGGGCUCCCAGGAAGAAGAAUUUGAUUGAAGCGAUGGAGAAAUCAGAUGUUAAGGGCAAAUGGGAGAGCAGUUCCUGGGGAAGGAAGCUCAUUGUUCAGAAGAAGAGAGCAUCACUCAAUGAUUUUGACAGGUUCAAGGUCAUGUUGGCUAAGAUCAAGAGGGGAUCACUAGUCAGGCAGGAACUUGCAAAACUCAAAAAGGAGUCGGCUUAG